This is a messenger RNA of Homarus americanus (American lobster), 765 nucleotides long. Its product is annotated as collagen alpha-1(I) chain-like. NCBI's taxonomy places the organism in Eukaryota, Metazoa, Arthropoda, Malacostraca, Decapoda, Nephropidae. The transcript has 3 exons. The record is from RefSeq and is a predicted model, not a curated record. The coding region runs from base 1 to 765 and encodes 254 amino acids.
AUGGUGCCCCCAGGGGUCCGACCAGGUGCAACGGCGCUUCCAGGGGCUCUGCUUAGGGGCAGCGGCGCCCCCAGGAGCCCUGCCAUGGGCAAUGGCUCCCCCGGGGCCAUCCCAGAGGCGGUGGCGCGAAAACGGGCCCGCCCAGGUUCAACGGCACUCCAAGGGGCUCUCCUUAGGGGCCCAUCCAGGGAUCUUCCCAUGGGAGGUGGUACCCUCAAGGGCCUGCCAGGCGUGGUAGCGCUCCCCAGGGCACGCCCAGGUGCAACGGGGCCCCCAGGGGCUCUCCUUAGGGGCAGCAGCGCCUCCAUGAGCUCGCCCAGAGGAUGCUGCGCCCCCUGGGGCCCUCUCAGGGGCUGUGGUGCUCCCAGGGGACCUGCCAGGGGCGGUGGCGGUCCCAGGGGCCUUCCCAGGGGCGGUGGUUCCUCCAGGGACGUCGGCACCUCAAUGGGCCCUGGCAGGGGCGGUGGCGCGAAAAUGGACCCGCCCAGGGGCCCUGCCAGGAGCGAUGUCGAUCCCAGGGGCCCUUUUAGGGGCGGUGGCGUCCCCAGAGGCCCCGCAAGUGGCCAUAGCCUCAAGAAGGGUCCUGCCAGGGGCAGUGGCACUAAGACAGGCCCUGUCAGGGGCGGUGGCGCCAAGAGGAUCCCUGCCAGGGGGGGUGGCCCCCCCAGAGGCCCGUUCAGGUGCAACAGUGCUUCAGGGACGAUGGUGUUCCCAGGAGCCCUGCUAGGGGCGGUGGCAUCCCAGGGGCCCUGCCAGGGACUGUGA